Molecule: messenger RNA, 642 nt
Organism: Corythoichthys intestinalis (scribbled pipefish)
Lineage: Eukaryota; Metazoa; Chordata; Actinopteri; Syngnathiformes; Syngnathidae
Gene: sst5
Product: somatostatin 5
Exons: 2
Coding region: 2-298 (98 amino acids)
Biological process (GO): regulation of cell migration
Cellular component (GO): extracellular region
Molecular function (GO): hormone activity
Source: RefSeq, a predicted model, not a curated record
GAUGUUUCAGGCACGUAUUCUGCUUUUGCUGUCCGCCGGGCUGCUGGUGCGGGUCAGCACCGGCACCCCCAACGCGGCCCGUCUGUUCACAGAAGCCCUACAAGAGGACACCGGCCUGGAUAAGGACUGGACCGGCUCGCUCUUGCUCAGGCUCAUCUCCGAUCUGGCGGAGAGGGACGAAGCGCUCCCCGAGCUGGGGGUCGGCGUGGCGUUGAUGCGCCGACACCUCCCGCUUUCCCAAAGAGAGCGCAAGGCGGGAUGUCGCAACUUCUUCUGGAAAACUUUCACCUCCUGUUGACACCUCAGAAUUAUGGAUUUAACUCAUUGGUGAUAGAUUUCCAAUUUCCCUGACGAAUCCCAAUUCAUCACUCGAUCACACUCGACGUCCAUCACUGUCAAUAGAAAUUGAAUGAGCAAGCAUGCAUUAAUGUUUGGUGUUUCGUCAGAUUUUUCUCAUGUCAAAUAUGUGCCUUGGACGUUUUUACUAAGGGUUGUACUCACGUUCGAUGUCGAUGUUGCAAAGUGUCAUUUCUCCUGUGCUUUCACAUGAAAAGGUGAAAUAAAAAACAAACUUAAACAUAAGGAGUGUAGCUAGCUAGCUUUGUGUUUUAUUCAACUUUGCACUUAAUCAAGUGAAUUAAU